Messenger RNA from Lindgomyces ingoldianus, 645 nucleotides. Its product is annotated as U6 snRNA-associated Sm-like protein LSm2. NCBI's taxonomy places the organism in Eukaryota, Fungi, Ascomycota, Dothideomycetes, Pleosporales, Lindgomycetaceae. The record is from RefSeq and is a predicted model, not a curated record. The coding region runs from base 66 to 362 and encodes 98 amino acids. Gene Ontology annotation, cellular component: catalytic step 2 spliceosome; U6 snRNP; precatalytic spliceosome. Gene Ontology annotation, biological process: mRNA splicing, via spliceosome. Gene Ontology annotation, molecular function: RNA binding. The transcript has 3 exons.
UCUCACUCAAUCCCAAAUAACAACUACAACCCCAGCAGCUUCCGACACAAAUAUUCCCUCUCACCAUGCUCAUUUUCAGCUUCUUCAAGACUCUCAUGAAUCAAGAAGUCACAGUCGAACUCAAGAACGAAGUAUCGAUUCGCGGGACCAUCAAAAGUGUCGACCAAUUCCUAAACAUCAAGUUGGACAAUGCGAGUGUAGUGGAUGAACUAAAAUGGCCGCAUAUGUCCUCGACGCGAGACAUGUUUAUUCGAGGAUCUGUGGUCCGAUACGUACAUAUCCCAAGCGCAACGGUCGACAUUGGACUCUUGGAGGAUGCCACACGGCGAGAAGCGGAUAAGGCAAAGGCGGGUACUGCAUGACCGUAAUGACAACGAUCAAUAGGAGCAAAAAGCAUGAGUGAGGUCGAUCUUGAGAUAAUUAUAUGGAAUUGGAGUUUAUCACAUAUCAGGUUUACUUGAAAAUGGCGUAUAGACGGGCUGGUAAUCAAUUCCUGGGGCGAAGAUCCCACCAGGGCUACGUAUGAUAAAGAGAGACGGUGGUAGAGGAGACGGAUCCAGAAAUUACUAUGCGGGCAUAUGUAUACCCUUGGCCAGAUAAUGCAGAAAUGGAGUUCGGUAUUCCGUCUUAUACGCUAAGGUAACG